This is a messenger RNA of Ophidiomyces ophidiicola, 1080 nucleotides long. RefSeq lists its product as uncharacterized. Gene Ontology annotation, biological process: DNA alkylation repair; regulation of DNA-templated transcription. NCBI's taxonomy places the organism in Eukaryota, Fungi, Ascomycota, Eurotiomycetes, Onygenales, Onygenaceae. The record is from RefSeq and is a predicted model, not a curated record. Bases 1 to 1080 code for a protein of 359 amino acids. Gene Ontology annotation, cellular component: nucleus. The transcript has a single exon.
AUGAGUGAUAAGAAAUACAAAGGCCAUCAUGGCCAUGCCAAAAAGGAAAAUACCAACAAAAGGCCCCCUCUGACCCAUUUCCUUUGCUUUCCACUAGUUAAUCAAUCUUCUGCCACCCAGCUCGCAAGCUCGUUAAAUGAAUUCAAAUCAAAAAUCCCGCUCAUAAGCCCCCCCGCUGCCAGCAGGGCAGAGGCUAGUGGGCAUGUGGUGCGCGUGCCUCUUGUUCCCGAUGAUGCGAUAAGGCCACUGGGCACUUUGCAUCUAACCUUGGGUGUAAUGAGUCUUGGAACGAGAGAGCGGCUCGAAGAAGCCCUGGGAUUUCUUCAAUCUCUAGAUAUCAACGGGUUGCUGCGAGAGGUGGAAACCGAAAUGGUGUACACUGAGGAUUCGGGGCGAGCUAGCAUUAUAGCAUCUGAUACCCCUUCACUGCCCCUGACGGUUGAUUUGACUUCUUUAAAAGCCCUUCCAAAUACCCGUUCUACGACAAUUCUUCACGCACAUCCGUUAGACACGACCUCCCGCCUUUAUCCACUCGGUGUCAAACUUCGCAACAAAUUUAUAGAGGCGGGGUUUAUGCACUGUGAAAUGAUCAAGGCCCCCAAGGGAACAAAAUCUCAUGGUAUAAAAAGUGCCGGUGAACGCAGUGAACCGGGAGAGAACUUCCAAGAGAAUACCCUUAUACAAACCGAGUGCCCUGGAUCGCAAAAGCAAGAAGGCUUGAUUCCAAGGCCUUUACUUCUUCAUGCCACAGUUGCCAAUACUAUCUAUGUCAAAGGCCGCCGGAAUCAACAAUCAAGAGGCAAAAGGGGAGAACAAUACAAAUUUAACUCAGCCGAAUUGCUUGCCGUGUUUGGAGAUCCACCCUCCCACUCUCGAGGGGACUCCCUACACCAGGAAGACUCUCAAAAUGAACUACACGACACAAAACAGCCGUUCGUCUGGGCAAAUGAUAUUGUCAUCGAUCGGGUAUGUAUCUGUGAAAUGGGGGCAAAGCCUGUUCUUGAUGACCCGACAAAAGGAGGCCCUACUUUGGGUCAGGCUUACAUACCUGUUGGAGAAAAAUAUUUUUUGGAAAGCUGA